Molecule: messenger RNA, 961 nt
Organism: Otolemur garnettii (small-eared galago)
Lineage: Eukaryota; Metazoa; Chordata; Mammalia; Primates; Galagidae
Gene: CIDEA
Product: cell death-inducing DFFA-like effector a
Exons: 5
Coding region: 15-701 (228 amino acids)
Biological process (GO): regulation of apoptotic process; lipid storage; apoptotic process
Cellular component (GO): lipid droplet
Source: RefSeq, a predicted model, not a curated record
CGCGUCUCUUGCUGAUGAUGAGGACUCAGUCCCAGGACCCCCGGCCCCUGACAUUUAUGGGAUCACGGACCAAGCAAGUCCUGCUCACCCCUCUCAUGCAUCCAGCACGCCCCUUCCGAGUCUCCAACCACAACAGGAGUAGCAGGCGAGGGGUGAUGGCCAACAGCCUCCAGGAGCUCAUUAGCAAGACCCUGGAUGCCCUGGUCAUCACUGCUGGGCUGGUCACUCUGGUGCUGGAGGAAGACGGCACCGUGGUGGACACAGAAGAGUUCUUCCAGACCCUGGGAGACAACACACAUUUCAUGAUCUUGGAAAAAGGACAGAAAUGGACUCCGGGCAGCAGGUAUGUCCCCAUUUGCCAGCAGCCAAAGAAAUCGGGGAUUGCAAGAGUCACCUUUGAUUUAUACAAGUUGAACCCCAAGGACUUCAUCGGCUGCCUCAAUGUGAAGGCCACUAUGUAUGAGAUGUACUCUGUAUCCUACGACAUCCGGUGCACGGGGCUCAAGGCCCUGCUGAGGAGCCUGCUGCGGUUCCUGUCCCACACUGCCCAGGUGACCGGACACUUCCUCAUCUACAUGGGUACAUACAUGCUCCGAGUGCUGGGUGACACAGAAGAACGGCCCUCCCUCCAGUCACAUGCCUGGGGCCAGUUCACAUCUGGAAAAGGUCUUAGGCUGCGGAGGGCUCAGCCUGUGUCCUAACCCAAAUACUGUCUUGAGUGACAAGUUUUGAAGAUGCCUUAAUGUUCUGACCCGCAUGCACUUGUAGGUUGCUGGUCACUCUGCUCAGGGGUGGCGUGCCACUGAAGGAAAGGGCUUGGUGGCAUCUGAUGUGGGACUGUGCCACAUGGUACCCUGCUGGGGAGGGGGGAUGGGGGCCCUGAGGCUGGGGGGCACCAAGCAGCUCGUGGGUCCUGCAGGUGCAUCAGGCCUACUUGGCUCCUCACCUCCUGCAAUGAACA